Pistacia vera is the source of this 1630-nucleotide messenger RNA. RefSeq names its product E3 ubiquitin-protein ligase MIEL1-like. The transcript is spliced from 11 exons. Gene Ontology annotation, molecular function: ubiquitin protein ligase activity; zinc ion binding. The coding region runs from base 192 to 1019 and encodes 275 amino acids. The record is from RefSeq and is a predicted model, not a curated record. Lineage: Eukaryota; Viridiplantae; Streptophyta; Magnoliopsida; Sapindales; Anacardiaceae. Gene Ontology annotation, biological process: ubiquitin-dependent protein catabolic process; protein ubiquitination. Gene Ontology annotation, cellular component: nucleus.
UACGAAGGACAAAACCCAAGGAGAUUAUCAAUCUUUCGCCGCUUUGUCGUGUCCUCCCCUCUCUUCUCUCUGCUCCUCUCCGCCAUUAACGUUACAUUAUUGAUGGAAGAAGAACAGUCUGUGCAUCCUCACACCGCAAAACAUGAUGUCGGAAAAUUACAAUACGGGUCAAGACUAAUAAACCCUAACCUAUGCCUCCUCCUAUUUUAUGUUUCAGAAAAUUUUCUUCUUAUUCUAGUUCAUUGUGUUAUAAUUUUUUUCUUUUCCUUAGAUGCGAGCACUAUCGGAGACGAUGCAAAAUCCGUGCUCCUUGUUGCGAUAAGAUCUUUCCCUGUCGUCAUUGCCAUAAAGAGGCCGUGAACUCGCUAAGCGACCCCAAGGAUCAUCACGAGCUUGUCAGGCAAAAUGUUAAGCAAGUUGUUUGUUCACUUUGCAAUACCGAGCAGGAGGUUGCUCAAAUUUGUGUCAACUGUGGGGUGAAAAUGGGUGAAUAUUUUUGCAAUAUUUGCAAAUUCUAUGAUGAUGAUAUUUCAAAGGGACAGUUCCAUUGUGAUGAUUGUGGGAUUUGUAGAGUUGGUGGCCGUGAUGAAUUCUUUCACUGUCAGAAGUGUGGAUCUUGCUAUUCAGUCAGUGUGUGCAAUGAUCAUGUGUGCGUGGAGAACUCCAUGAAGAACUACUGCCCUGUUUGUUACGAGUAUCUAUUUGACUCGGUUAAAGACUCAACAGUUAUGAAAUGUGGGCACACAAUGCAUACAGAUUGCUUUUUGGAAAUGACUAAACAAAACCAGUACCGUUGCCCUAUUUGCUCCAAGACAGUGCUUAACAUGUCUGACUAUUGGCGGUUGUUAGAUAUGGAGAUGGAAGCUAAUAAGAUGCCUGAGGAGUAUCAGUACGAUAUUGUACCUGCAAGUGAAUCGGUAUUAUAUCAAACAGCUCAGAGGGUGGCUUGGGUGUUUUUCAGGUUUCAAUCCUCUGCAAUGACUGCAACCGUACCAGUAAAGCCCCCUUUCACAUUUUAGGACACAAGUGUGUGCAGUGUAACUCAUAUAACACCCGGAGGAUUUCAGAACCAGACCCUGAAAAUGUUUAGUAAUUUUUAAAGUCAGUCAAUCAGUUCAAUUGUGAGGAGUUUACAUGUUUCUUUUCAAAGUUUCUAGUUAAGAAAGUGCACCUCUUGUGCAAGAAGUAUAUUGAUUUUUUUUUUUUUUUUUUUUUUUUUUUUUAUAGUUUGCAUCCCCUGUCUAGGAAAAGGCCCACAAGAGCAGCAGAAAAUAUGCAGUUUAAUUUAACGGACUUGGAGUCAUCUCUUGAUUGGAAUUCACCAACUCUUAGGAAGAUCUUGCAACAUAUGAAAGUAUUUUAAUUUUCUUAUUCAUUUUCAUUAUUGUCUAUGACAAGUUUAAUGUGUAUUCUAACUAAAAGCUUAGAUUGAGAGAAUCCAUGUUCAUAUGUAACUGGAGGAUUUGGGUUCAACAAGAGAAAUUUCUGGUAUGUAAGAUAUACCAAAUUUAAAAGUUCCAUUAUGCAAUAUACUAGGAAGAAUUUGGUUUACAAAAUUUGCGUCAACCAUGGCUUGAUUUCAUGUAGUUAAUUUUGUUUCGCAUUCAAAGCUUUUGUUACCUUGUUAAUU